UGUUGCUAUUGGGUCAUAUUGCAAUUGCCCUAGCUGUUGCAUCCUCACCCGUCUUUCUCCCGUGGCGUCCACACACGCAAAGCCGGGGCCGGUUCCGAAUUCCCUACCACUACCUUCCUGUCUCUGCUCUCCCUCUCUUUCUCAGUGGAUUUGGGACUUGCAUCAUUGGUGGAGUUUAUAUUAACCUCGUCCUUCAUUUCUUUCAUACUGGGCCUGCAAUCCAGAAGCCAUUGAAAUAGAGGUGUGCUUGCAGUAAACGUUGGAGAGAUCAUUGUAUUAUGGGAAGCAGUGAAGCUGAUGCAUCUGCCAAAACUCCAAGAACAUCUGUAGCUCAGGUACUCUGCAAUCCUCGUAUCAUCAAUUCAAUCAUUAUGGUUUUAGUUUUUAUACUUUAUUUUAGUUUGUUUUCUUGGAAAACCAAAUUCUCUCUUGAGUGUUCUUAUUUAGGAGCAAACCCCUGCCACUAGCUCCACCCCAUCUGUAACUGUUUACCCAGACUGGUCGAGCUUUCAGAUAAUGCAUAUGCUUGGGGAGGCUCAUCAAGUUGUCACUUCUUCUGACAGGCAUAUUCACCAAUUCCACCUCAUGGGUUCUUUCAUUCUCCUGUGGCAUCUAGUCCUCAGCCCCAUCCUUACAUGUGGGGACCUCAGCACCUUAUGCCACCAUAUGGGGCUCCACCAGCUCCAUAUGUGAUGUAUCCUCCUGGAGGGUUGUAUCCUCAUCCAUCUAUGCCUCCUGGGGCACACCCUUUCAGCCCCUAUGCAAUAACUUCCCCAAACAGCAAUGUUGAGGCUUCUGGAGCCAUUGCUGGUGUAGAAGUAGAUGGUAAGUCAUCUGGUUGUAUGGAAAGAAGUCCCCUAAAAAGAUCCAAAGGAAGUUUAGGUAGUUUAAAUAUGAUUACAGGAAAAAACAACAAUGAGCCAGGUAAAACAUCAGGGCAACCAACCAAUGGAACAUUUUCUCAAAGUGGGGAAAGUGGAAGUGAUAGUUCAAGUGAAGGGAGUGAUGCCAAUUCUCAAAAUGAUUCACACACAAAGACAGCUCGUGGACAUGAAUCUCAUGGUGGGGUUUCUCAGAGCAGCAAUUUUACUGGUGGAUCUCAAAAUGGUGUGUCCCAAACACCAUCACAGGCGAUGUUGAGUCAUCCAAUGGCUAUGGUGCCUUUGCCUGCAACACCACCUGGAUCAAUAACUGGUCCUACCACAAACUUGAAUAUAGGGAUAGACUAUUGGAGCACUCCAAGCUCAUCACCUAUUCCAAUGCAUGGAAAAAUUCCUGCAACUGCAGUUGGAGGGGCUGUAGUUCCUGGUGCUCCAUCAGAUCUUUGGUUGCAGGAUGAGAGAGAACUUAAAAGGCAGAAAAGAAAGCAAUCAAACAGGGAAUCUGCUCGUAGGUCCAGACUACGCAAGCAGGCAGAAUAUGAAGAGCUGGCAGUACGAGCUGAGGCUUUGAGAGAGGAAAACGCCAACUUGAGGGCAGAGCUGACAAGGAUCAAGAAGGAAUAUGAACAACUUGUUUCUCAAAACGCAUUGCUUAAGGAAAAGCUCAGCGAGCCAGAGCAAGGUGCAGAUGAUCCAAGUGCUGAUAGAAAGGAGCAAGGUUCUGUAGAUGAGAACUCCAGAAUGAACUUGGAUUCUGAUACACAAGCAGCAAAAAGGGACCAAGUGCAGAUGGACGUCUAGCCUGGCCGGUGCACAGAUCAGAGCCUAACCCUGAGCGACCUGUAUGCAUACCCGAUUAGUCUGCAACUGAAGUUUACAGUUUUUCUCAGCUGACUGGUCGUUAGAUAGACUGAUAUCAAAAUCAACCACCUUAGGUCUGGUUUUCCUAUAAUUAUGUUCUCACUAUUUAAGCUGAUAUAGGGUGGGUGCAUAAACCCAGCUUCCUUUUAUGCUGAAGCAUGGCUUGCUCAAUUGCCUCUUAAUUUGUAUGUCUAACUCUCAAUUGAAUGUAUUGACAGCAACGAUUAUUGCUAAUCCAGUUAUGUUGACUCUUUCUUCGCA
Molecule: messenger RNA, 2003 nt
Organism: Zingiber officinale
Lineage: Eukaryota; Viridiplantae; Streptophyta; Magnoliopsida; Zingiberales; Zingiberaceae
Product: bZIP transcription factor 1-D-like
Exons: 12
Coding region: 636-1682 (348 amino acids)
Biological process (GO): regulation of DNA-templated transcription
Cellular component (GO): nucleus
Molecular function (GO): DNA-binding transcription factor activity; sequence-specific DNA binding
Source: RefSeq, a predicted model, not a curated record